Molecule: messenger RNA, 816 nt
Organism: Bipolaris sorokiniana ND90Pr
Lineage: Eukaryota; Fungi; Ascomycota; Dothideomycetes; Pleosporales; Pleosporaceae
Exons: 2
Coding region: 1-816 (271 amino acids)
Source: RefSeq, a predicted model, not a curated record
AUGAGUGCAUCACAUGACCCGUUACAGGAGUAUGUCGUCGGGUAUCCGAAACUGGCAGCGCAAAUUGAGAUACUGCCCGAGCUUUCCAUGUUUCGCAGAUUCGGUGCUCUCAAUGCCCAGAACCUACUCUACAUGCAAGCUGAACUUGCGUACCUAGAGAAGAAACUCAGAGAGCGACAGCAAAUCGAUGCCAACGACCCAUCUGGAAAGAGAUCAGCCUACGCACUGAACUGGUUCUGGCUCAAGGGAUCUGAAAACACUGACGCGGGCGAGCAGCAGGCGCUCGUGUUGAGAAUCAGGCAAGUGCUAAAGGAAUACACCUCCAUUCUCAAAUACCCCAAACCCAGCCCCUGGGACCUCCACCACAUGCAAAAUUACCUUCAAACUUCCGAAAUGGGCUCCAACGCCCUAACUGGCGACGAUGCCAGAAUCUGGGGCUCCGUCCUGGACCGCGACUCCCAAAAUCCCGAUCUCAUCACUCUGUGUCCGCGAGAAAAGAAAGAUGCAUUUUCCGCGUGGGCCGCAGAAAGCACAAUUAUCAACCUCCUCCGAUGCGGCUGCGCGCGUUUUAUGAAGCCCUCGCGCGUCCAUGGGGUUGUGGGAUAUCAAGAUGGUACGAUUUACAGGGUCACGUACUGGUUUACUAGUAUUCUUGCGUCGUUGAUUCCGAUUGCGUCGAUUGCGGUGCUGUAUCGUGUUCAAUCCAUGUCUGCGAGGUUGGGUAUUAUUGCUGGGUUUAAUGUGUUGGUGUCGAUCUGUUUGAUGGCGUUGACGGGGGCGAAGAGAGCGGAGGUUUUCGCUAUCACUGCUGCGUAA